UCAUUUUAUAGCGUGUUUUUCGUUGCAAAUUUAAGAGGCGCGAUAAUAUUUUGUGAUUUGUGCUUUUAUUUAUUUAUUUUAUUUUUUUUCAUAUUUCUACCUCUUAUAUUUACGUUAUUUUUAUGUUCAAACUAAAUAGUUUCGGGUUUAAACAAGUAUGAAUGAAAAGUAUUUACUUUAAAUUAAAAUAACUUUUCAAAAUCAGUUUAAAGGCAGCAUGGCAGAACACGUCGAACCCCACCGAAACCUGUACCAAACAUUCCUGAAGCACUUCCGGAACCAGCUUCCGGAGGAAAACCGUGCGGCAAUCAUGGCGCAAAUCGAGACCAACUUGGAACUCAUGGCAAACGGGCACUCAACCAGCGCGGAACUCAUCGCCCAGUCGGUGGAAAUUGCGAAACAACGUUUCCAUUUGGGCCCAGUCGUCGAGUUUAAAACUCUAGACGACAUCUAUAAGAAUCUUGUGCUAUUAAACGACAGUUUCACCGAAACGAAGCGUCUGUUCGACAGACUGAAAAGUGAUCGAUUGGUCUGUGAUUCGGUGGAAAACGCUGCGAAAAGUGUUGCGACCGUUAGAAUCGGUCGCUUUACGUUCGGCAGUGUUGAAGCCGGGCCGACUGCCGGCUUGACGCGGAAGAAUGUGCUGAAGCAACGUCAUCGAAUCAUGAGUAUGGCUAAAGGGAACUUCAUGUCGAUGAUGCGACAGCACUGCUACAGCAUUAAUGAGAAAGACAACCCGAAUUCCGAGGUCGAAGACAUAUACUUUGAACUGCGCCGAACCGUUGGGAAGUCGGACGAGCUCGAUCUCAAGUACUACCGUCGAUUGUUGAAAAAAUUCAGGAAGCAUGAUUGUGGAAUCGACCUAAUAUUCACCGAUGAGAUGGAUAAAAUAGAUCGAAAAUGUUUGAUAGACAUUGCAAACGAUCUAAAUUUGCGCACUCGUUUUGAUCUUCGAACUAGGUCAUUAGUCGUGUUCAGUAGGCGAACCGGGCCAGAAAUCGUCAAUGAUAUAAUCAUUGGAAAGCAUUCCGAUCUGGGUGAGAUGUUCGAUCUGGAACCUCCAGGUGCGGCAACCGCUAAGCGCGAGCACAAGCUGGACCCAGUUUUCACGUGUGGAUCCCUGAAAUAUGCACUAUCGGAGGCUUUAUCAGUAGAAGUCUACGAAUCUUUGUCGCAUUUGGAGGCCGUGUGGAUCGCUCAAAAGUUUCUAUAAAAUAAGUGUAAGGUUUUAGUAAACCUUAAUUGUUAAUAAUUGCAUGUUUCGUCAAUUUGAACUGUGUUUUUAAAUUUCAUAUGAAUUUGGUAAAUCCAUUGUUGAAUAAAGUUUUCCCACUCCACUAGCAAAAGGCGCGAUGUACAUUCGGCGAAGAAAAACGAAUCAUAACAAAGUUACCCCUCCAAUGACAGCAGGGUGAUACAGUCGUUGGUUAUUUCAAAAGAUGUUAUGUUUGUUUUUCUUAAAUAUAAUGACGGAAAUAAUGUUUUUUUUUUUUUUUUUGCAUA
Culex quinquefasciatus (southern house mosquito) is the source of this 1503-nucleotide messenger RNA. RefSeq lists its product as uncharacterized. Lineage: Eukaryota; Metazoa; Arthropoda; Insecta; Diptera; Culicidae. The transcript has 5 exons. The record is from RefSeq and is a predicted model, not a curated record. Bases 218 to 1213 code for a protein of 331 amino acids.